UCGAGCUGACCCACUAAAGACAUAUACACACACGCUCGCACGCACACACACUCGCUCACUUCGCGGACGACAAUGAAGCUCAGUCUUUUCGGAAUAUAAAAGCUAAUCCCGAGGAGUUUGGCUACGCUUUGCUAAACCAGGGCUCGUUUGCAGUGCUGCUGGGAAAUUUGUGUAUUUUAAAAGCAAGGGAGAAGCCAUUGCAGAGCACAUGAUGAUGCCCAUGAGCCACGGCCAGGCGAACGGCAACCUGCAUGGCUACCGAAUGGGCAUGAAUGGCCAGCAACAUGCUCCGCAGCCCGGCCUAAGAGCCAUGCCCAAUGGACAGAUGAUGCAUUAUGGGCAUCAGGGUGCCAUGCAGCGGCCCAACAUGGUGAUGAAUGGGCAGAUGAAUGGAGGCACGAUGGGUCAUCACCAAAUGCAGUCAUCCAACAUGAUGUACAACAACCAGGGUCAGCAGCAUCAACAGCAUCAUAUUCACCAGCAGCACCAUCAAGGACAACAACAACAGCAGCAGCAGCAGUACAUGUCUGGAGGCCUCAACUCCCAGCAACUCAUGGCCAGCAUGCACCUGCAGAAACUGAACACCCAGUACCACGGGCACCCACUCGGUGCUAUGAAUGGGCACCAUGUGCCAAACGGAGCUCAGUUUCGCAUGGGUCCGACUCAGCUGGCCAAUGUGCAGCACAUGGGUGGUCCUGCACUGGGCCUCAGCGGCAUGGAUGCUGACCUGAUUGAUGAAGAGGUUCUCACAGCGUUAGUCAUGGAGCUGGGACUGGAUAGAGUGCAGGAGCUGCCAGAACUAUUUCUGGGACAGAACGAGUUUGAUUUCCUACCAGACUUUGUCAGCAAACAACAACCCAGCACUGUCAGCUGCUGAGGCGUAUAGGAUGAGACACUGAAAGGGUGAACGAUGCAGUAAGAGGUGAUAAUUACCCUGUUCGUAGUCUUGGAGAGAACUGUCUCUGCAAAGUAGAGAAGAACGGGCAGAUGUUUCUCUGGUUCACUACUGGCAAGAUUGGUGGAGCUCCAGCCAGAGCUGUAUCCCUUUUGGGAUGGGGUAGUAAAUAAUACUCUUGCCCUUCCAGACAUGAAUGUAACAGCAUUGCUGAACUAUGAGCUUGGUGCAGUGUGAAGCGCUCCUAGUUCUCCUAGCAGUUUUGCAUUCACAUGUAACUUAUUUAUGUUCACUCAGUACCAACAUAGAUUGCAAAGCUUUGCUGAGGAAGUUCUGUGCAGGAUGUUGUCUUGCAGUUUUGACUGGGGGAUGGGGUUUGGGUUUCUAAAAUGUGUAACUUCAGGCUCUGUAGUCUUAUGGUUUGGUGUUGAACUGGGAGGUUCUUAUUUGUAAUGAACUGGUCACCAACAGUAUUAACUGGAUUAAUCAGCUAUAUAUGUGCACCAUUAGAUGUACCAAGCAAACCCAUAUAGAUAUAUUCCAGUAUCUACUGUGGAUUUUGCCAUCAUAAAUGUAGAACUGCCUUAUAUAACACAGUUUUUAUUUAUUUUGUUUCAUUGACCUUUUGAGGGUAAGAAGGGGUCAAACAUUUGGCUUUGCUCCUUUUGUUAAUAAAGAUGGCCAAGCUUUAUCUGUGGCCUAAUUUUAUGUUCUCUCUGAAUUUACUGGAAUAACAGAGAAUGCUGCUGAAAUCAAUAAAUAGGCCAUGAGUUUCCAUCUUGUGUCCUUUUGUAGUAGAGGCUUUAACAGUGAGCUUCUCCUUAUUUUUCAGUCCAGGCAUGAUUUCAAGAGUGAUGUAUCUACAAAAAAAGUAGGCACAAGCCAUAUUGUCUGUCUUCUUCUGCUUCUGCUUGACACCAAAUGGUAGCCUCUAGUGUGCACUGAUCCUCUUGCAUGCUAGUCAUAUUUUAAAGGUUUAAAUCUAGAUCAUUCUACCCGCUUAUCUGUUCUAUUGAUCAAACGUGAUCCAUUAGGUGUGUAUCUUGACUUUGUGACCCAUAGCCAAGCAGAUUACCACAUAAUGUAGUAUGUUUUUACUUUUAAACGAAUGGUGUAUGUGUGUUUUGUUUGGUGGGGGGUGGGGUGGUCAGCGAGAACAGUCCAGGUUAAUCUGUACUUACCUUAACUACACAGGCUCUUCAUUUAUGGCCACAGGCUCCAUUUAUGGCCACGUCCUGCUCAACCUUCUGGAGGGGGUUGCAAUGGCAAGUCGUUAACGCUCCUUUGUCAUUUCCUGCUUCUCAAAGCGGGUGAGGGUACAGCAGGACAGAGGUUAUGUAGAUGCCUAUAAUGAACAUGCUUCUCUAAGGAGAACAUGCAGGCAAGUUGAAGAUAAUUUAAUAGAACUUUCAGUUUCUGGAUCGAGCACCCUAGAACAUGUUUAUUCUGCCCAGGUCAGCCAAUUUGUGUUGUGCUUGAGGCGUGAACUAUAAUGCUGUCACACUAUAAAUAUACAGUAGUCUUACUAUGUAUAAUUGACUUUUCCUGGCUUGACAUUUUAUUUUCUGGAAUGGCAAUUGGAAGCCAAGCUGACCCUCACUCAUGGCUGCCUAGAUAUCAGGGUGGAUACAACUGGUCCUUUGCCUUUUCUCUUGCUUUUGUCUGAAGAAAAUGUAUUUAUUUUAAGCAAUAAUAAACUAUUUUAUUUAUGGAACAAAACCCUCUGGAUGAUGUGUGGUUAUUGUUCAGACUGAGAGCUUUGAUUAUUACAUAUUUGUUAAUUGCUUUCUGGUCACGCAUUUAAAAUCAAAGUGUGAGGUUUAGAAAUGAAUAUCCCGAGUUGAUCUUUUGAAUUGAAUGAAUGGUAGGGGUUUUCUGCACAAAGCUGCAUCACCAAUUUCUGCACCUUUGGGGAAUUCAGCUGCCAUUCUUGCCUCUCACUGCAAUUUGAAACUUGCAGACAAGAUUGUGUGUGAAUUAGGAGAAGGCUUGCCUGGGCUAUGUAACGGCUCUUCCCUUUCCGCUCCAAGUUUAUCCAGAAUCUUAGAUGACCGCUUCCCACCCAAGCCACAAAUUGUCUGCUAGAUAGGAAAUGGGUGUGAACAAUUAUUACACACUGCAUUUGUCUUAGCCCAGUGUGAUGCUUGGGUAAUAUUGCUUAGACAGCCGUGCUUUCAUUGACUGUAAUUAUUGUGCAUCAUGAUUGUUCAUUGUCAUGAUCGUUAUCCUUGAAAUAGUUCGUGUUCACGUUUGCACGUGUCGGUUUUCGACAUGGGAGCCAGACUAGACAUAGACUCUGCAGGGUGUGACGGCAUAUAUUUACAGUUAACUGGUGACUGUUUUUCUCUUUCUCCUGCCUCUCUUGGGCCACCCACAACAACCGCUAUACACGCUUCCUGUGAGUGCUUACAACGUUCUCAGUCUAAAUCAACAACCGAAAACCCACCACAGUAAAACACUGAGGUCUUGACAGAGUUACAGAACAACCAGAAAAAUAAAAGUGCGAUCACAAAUGACAAAGUUAAGAAGGUCUUGUUUUGGUCAUGGUCUGGGGAUUUCACCAUGGGGUUAAACCCUGAGUUGAACAUAAUCCCAGAUAGGGGACUCCUCAAAUGGCACUCUGGUUUUACAGGCAGUCUCACAGGGUUUGAUUUCCAGGCAGUACGCGGUACAUCUCAUCUGAGUCACCCGGUGUCCCCGUCCGCCUACUCUUCUCGAUAAGUAAAAUGAGAUAAGGACUACUAUUCUGUAAAUUAAUAUACCUCAACACAGCCAGUUCCAGACACUCCAUAAGGUUGCAUCUCUGAGUAUAAAUUACUACUAAAUAAAACUAUUUUAAUAGCACCACUGAUUAUUUUAAUGGUAUAAUCAAUGAAUGAUAAAACCACUGUUGUUUACAUAAGCUAUAUGAUGGCUUCCAAUGAUUCAGCCUGAUGUGAUCAUCAGUAGCACAAGCCUUUGCAAUCAAUAAAUGAGCAAAUCGUUUAGAGCAUUUAAACAUAAUUUCCUGUGGAACCAAUUUGAAUGUUUGGAUUUCCAGGUCUAUCAAUUUCUUCAGUUUUUAGAAAAGUCUUGUUUUGUGUUCAUUAAACAUUUCUAGUCUUUCUAUAGAGACCUUAAUCUGUAUGGAAAUAAACAUAUAUGGGCAUUUAUAGGUUCUAUCUCGUCAGUUUUGUCUAUUUAAUUUAACUGACCUGAUGGAUAUAACAAUAGAAAAUCAUCAUCAUGAUCAAUUACUUCAUAAGAAUCAAUGAUUUUGUAUUUAUCAAUUCAUUUUCUUCUUUUAUUUUUGUAGCUGUUAAUUAUAAAUAGUAUUGUACUUAGAGCUUUUCACAGUAUUUACACAGCCUUUCCCACUGUUUGGCUGGCACGCUUAGAAAACCUACGGUGUAAAUCGGGUAUCGUGAAAAUAAAUGAGUGUGAUAUUUUUGCCGCAUUAUCCACACCGAAAGGUCACAGUUGUUUUCAUUGUUUACUAGAAAUGUCAGUAUCUACAACUAGCAAUGCAAAACAAGUUGGAGAACUCGUAGUGCAGCUGAAGAGCUUGACAUUCCCUUAAGAAAAAGUGUCUGCUAUUAGAAUACAUGUUUAGGCAUGGAUUAGCUACAUGUAUCAACAUGCUCUUCAUUUGGUCUGUGAAAAUGUGCUAGGCAUUGGCAAUGCACUGGGAUUUCACACAUUGAUGUGUGGAGUUUAGAAAGAUCCAGACUUCCUGAUCUUUUUGUGCAUCAUUGGUUAUACGGAUCACUGAAACUCAUCAUGUCCAAAUCUUGUUGAAAAAAACUUCCAUCAUGUUCCAGUAACUCUUCCUAAGUGAUAAGAUACAGCACAUAAUCAAUACAAGCACUGCUAAGCCUACGACUAUCUUUUCAGUUUAAAUGUUUAUGUUUCCAUGUCAUUUAUGUGUGGACCAGAAUGCAUAUGGCAGCAGUAAACGUGCAGGUUGGUCGGGGGGCUUAAAUUCAGGCCUUCAUACCCCCUUCCUGUGCCGUGGCCUGAAUUCUAGCCCCCUACGACUUGUGCAUUUAUUGCUGCCCGCCUUUCAUGUUAAGGGCAAUGUGUAAAUUAUUCAGUUGCCUGUGUGAAGUGCAGACCUCUGCCUGGCCAGCUAGAACAGGUUGAGGCGGGAGUGGCACGGUUUGUUUGCUUGUGCUGUUGUGUGUGAGUGUGUGUCACCCUGCUGUGUCUCCAUGGAACUGGCUUUAAACUCCUAUGUGGCUUAAUUUGACUGACACAUUCAUGGCUAGAGAGAGUGAGCUCCUCAACUAUUACAAGCCACCUUUACUUUUUUUUUACUAUUAGGAAAAAGCAGAUCAGCAGGUUUUAUACACACACAAUCCAAAUGUUUUUUGAGUACUGUGGCCAAAUUACAAAUGCAGUCCAGACUGAGCAGGUUUAAUGUCUCACCUGCUGGAGAUUACUGUAACACUGACAUGAUGUGCAGCAUCAUCAGCAUUUCUACAACUGCAUAACACAUUUGUCUGACGUUAGCAGAGGCAUCUUGUGCAAAAAAAUGUGGAUGUUCAGAUGUUACGAAAGCAGGAUUGCCCCAAUACUGUUCAACAUGAUGAAAAUAUGGACGUUAACAUGUUGGUUUGAGUUUGAGACUGGACUUGGCUGGACUUCAAUUAGUUCAAUCUGAGAAAUGGAACUCUGAUAUAUUAUAGUCAAUGCAUGACACUAAUCGCUGCACUGGGCCACGUCUAAUCUUAACACGUGUAACUCCAUGCAACAACAUGUUUCUUAUGACUUCCCUUUUAUUAUUAUUAUUAUUAUUAUUAUUAUUAUUAUUAUUAUUAUUAUUCUCUGUACUUAAUUGAUUCCGUCUCUUCAGGUCUCAGUCCUAGCUCGGACAUGAUUCACUUUUGUUCUUCUGCUAAUCACAUUUGACAGCUAUGUUGGCAGAACAAUAAGCAGCCUUGUAUCUCAGUUUCUGAUGCAGGGAUACUGUGGUACAUUUCUGGUCAGAGGAGGUUCGCAGUGUGUCCAGCACUUAAUAAUGAAUCAUGUGACACUCAUGCACAUGAUUUACUAUGCUAUGGAGCACACAUACAGUAUAUUGUGUGGGUUAGGCCAGUAGCCUAAACUGUCAGUUGUUUCUUCCUUCUUGUUGUGAGAAUGAUUUGAGAUUUACAGUAUUUUCUAUCUCUCUAAUCCAGCAUCUGAGGGCUGUUUACAUGUAUCCUGUUAAAACCAACUACACAGUUCUCAUGAAUAGUUUGUCAAAAUAAGAUAUGAUCUAGCAAUGCGUCUGCACUGAUGUGGUAAUUGGGUCAUUAGUUCCGCAGUUUCAUGAACAGUCACAAUGAAGCAGUGUACAUAGCAAUGGGAUCUUAUGUGUUUUGAACUGCCACCGUAAUUAAUAAUUUUUUUGCUCUGUAGUUUGGGAGGUUCAGCAUUUAGCAUAUAUUAGAAUAAUUAUAUUAAUCUUCUUCAAGGUUAAGUAGGUAAGCUGAAUGUAAAAGGUAACAGUAGAUGCACAGACAAUAACACAUGCAUAUGUCAUGGUUAGGAUUAGAUGUAGUGAAUUAUCGGGUGAAUCCAGAGAAACAGAAUAAUGUAAGUGCGGUAGAUAAAUAUGAAUUGAAAUGUAAAUACUGAAUAAAUGCAUUUUUGAUAAUAUAGCUAAUAAUGCAAGACCAUUUUAGGGUCUCUGUGAAAUAAUUAUUUAGGGACGUUUUAAAUAUAAAUGUGUUAAAUCGAAAGGUUUGAGAUGUUUUGCAAUUCAUGUGGCAAUGUAUAGAAUUUGCGAGGGGCAAAGUUUGAGGGGUUUUUUUUUUGGCUGUCUUAGUUACAUGGGCCUGUUAUCCCUGUGGAAGUUAGCAUUGAUGUAGUGUUAGUGAUCAAACAAUCUGAAGCUACUUAUAAAGUAAAAUUACAAAGUUUAACCAACAUUUAUUACAAGGUGUUCUUUGGGUGUAUUUACAGACUUACAGAUGUUUAAGAAAAGGAAGAUAGGGGGGGGAAAGCACAGCACUGAAUCACAGCAAAAUUAACAGGACAAAAGUUGAACAUACCAGCAGAACGAUACUGGAAAAUAAAUGUUACAUUAAUGAAUUAAUUUCCAGGAAAAUUCAAGUGCGGUAACAUAACUUGCCCCAGUGUUAUAUACACAUGCAACAACAGAAAGGAAACAGUCUAGUAUAAAAAUGCAGUAAUUUCAGUAUGCCUAGUAAAUAAAUAAACUGAAAAAGGUUUUAUGUAUUCCUAAUGACAUUAACAGAUGCGUUACACAAGAGUGUAUUUGGUAAAGAUUUCAGAACCAUGCAAUACUGUGUGGAGUUAAUACUAUGGCAACAAAAUUACUUCAAAAAGGAAACACAAACAUUGUCUACUGAGAUAUUUACCUCGUAAAUAUUUGUAUAUAGACUAUACAGGUUCAGACUUAAGUUACCUGUAUUGUUCAAGUAGUAAAACACUAUAAACAGCUUCAUAUACCUGAGCUGUCAGAAUGAUUAAAUUCAUCCCUGAUUUCUGCCAGCAAGGAAGCAUUCUGUUGGAACGUGUCUUUCUGUGGUUCACCAAGCAUAGCAUGGGAACAUGCAUACAGGCUGAUAAAGCUGCUCUUUAAUGCAGAAAAUGUGUGAGAGCUUUUAUGCACUGAGAUAGACAAAGAAAUCCUGAGAAACUACAAAGGCUUUACUGCCCCCUUGUGUUGGCUCUAAACGUAUAGGUGAUACUGCUGAGCAUCUUCAAAAUGGUGAAUUGAAUAUACUCGUACUCAAGUCUUCCUGCAGGUCAUGAAAUGGCAUUCUUGAACAAAACACCAAACAAGAUGCAAGAACACAGUUUUAAAAUCUGUCAAACGACUUCAUAUUUUUAUUUCAGUCUUAUCACAAUGUAUGAACUCUAACAAUAUAGUAUAAAAAUGUGUAAAAAAAAAAAAAAAAAAAAAAAAAAAAAAACCAUUUACAAUUUAACCACAGACACAUACAAACGAGAUGCAGUUCAUCAUGGCAUUAAUUGCAGGUUAGGUGUAUAAGUAUGUAUAAAGUACAGUAUUAGAUAUGAAAGUGCCUCAGAGUGAGACAUGAAUUAGAACCAGUCCCAAAGUUCAGUGGGACAGAUCUAGUGUUUGUGUGAUCUCUGUUAAAAGAAUACUGUAGGAAAAAAUAUCCAAGCCCUUUUUGAUUGCAGCUACUGAGGAUAAAAAUAAGAAAGUAUUAAAAAAACAGAGGCCUAAAAAUGGCCUGCGUACUGUCCAUGCUGCUCUGAUCCUGCAUAGCUCAAGACCUGGCAAAAACAGCAACACACUGAACGUUGUGGAGAGAGAUGUGCGUUAAUUUACUGACCCUAUCAUGACAAGGGGGGUCGGGCUACAUGUAAUGGG
Molecule: messenger RNA, 8225 nt
Organism: Ictalurus punctatus (channel catfish)
Lineage: Eukaryota; Metazoa; Chordata; Actinopteri; Siluriformes; Ictaluridae
Gene: cited4b
Product: Cbp/p300-interacting transactivator, with Glu/Asp-rich carboxy-terminal domain, 4b
Exons: 2
Coding region: 209-877 (222 amino acids)
Biological process (GO): regulation of DNA-templated transcription
Cellular component (GO): nucleus
Source: RefSeq, a predicted model, not a curated record